Messenger RNA from Corticium candelabrum, 1522 nucleotides. Its product is annotated as fibronectin type 3 and ankyrin repeat domains protein 1-like. Bases 110 to 1258 code for a protein of 382 amino acids. The transcript has 9 exons. Gene Ontology annotation, molecular function: protein binding. NCBI's taxonomy places the organism in Eukaryota, Metazoa, Porifera, Homoscleromorpha, Homosclerophorida, Plakinidae. The record is from RefSeq and is a predicted model, not a curated record.
CGUUAGAUGUUGGGCAGCUGAUUUUAGCUAAAUCGUUGACAGGCUUUGUCUCUUUUCGUUUGUGAGUUGUUUGUGUGGUGGAGUGUUAUUGUUUGUUUGUUGUGUAGAAAUGGAAAAAGAAUUGUGGGAAGCUGUGAAGAGAGGUGAUAUUGAGUCAGUAACGCGUCUUUUGGAGAUGAAAGUUGAUAUCAAUGGACUUGAUGAGUAUGAGAAUGAAACUCUUUUGAUGCAAGCAUGUAGGAAUAAGAACAAGAAGUUGAUUGAGUUGCUGCUCACUAAUUCAGCAGAUGUUAAUCAGACCAACACUUGGGGACAGACAGUAUUGAUAAUAGCGGCAAUGACUGGAUCAGAAGACACUAUUGACGUGUUAUUGAAUGUCAAAGAUAUUAAUGUGAUGAGCAAAGAUUUUUGGGGAAGGACAGCCAUUCAUUAUGCUUCAGAGGGUCAUCAUGUGACCAUUGUAGAGAGACUUCUGUCUUGUUCUGUUCCUGUUGAUAUCAAUGAUAAUGAUGGUCAUACACCACUCUUGUGGGCUGCUUGUAAUGGUGACGUGGGUUGUGUUGAUGUUCUCCUAAAACAUGGAGCGAGUCCCCAACAUGAGAGUAAGUAUGGAUCACCACUGGAGAUUGCCAAGCACCAUGGUUACAGUGAUGUGGUUGAGAUGAUGGAAGAAGCCAUAAGAUUGAGGUCUCAUCCGUAUGUGAAGAGAGACGUGGCAAUCCGGAGACAGGAAGACGACCAGACAAUUGCUGAACUGCAGAGAGAAGUCAAGAUGUUGAAAGGAGAAUUAAGACAAUCAGUCCAUAAAAGUGAAGUGACUAAGCUGAGAACCGAGAUCCAAGAGAAAGAGGAGAAAAUGAGAUAUCUCGUGUCUGCUCUUGCUACUGUUAGUGAAAUGGCAAGCAAGAAAGUUACUAAAAGUCACGUGACUUCUAAGAAAUUUUUGUUGUCAACACAGCCAGCAGAGGAUGUGAUGUAUGCAGUCAGUGCUCUUGCCUGUGAUCAGUGGAGUGAUGUUGGACUCGAGUUAGGAUACACAAUGCCUGAACUCAACUCACUCACGUCUUCAGUUACUGCACUUUCCAGCAAGCUACAUGCCAUACUGAGAACAAAAGCUCUUGCUGUUGGUACCAGCAAGGUUGUUGGUAUCAUCUUGUCUGCUUGCCAGCGUAUUAAUUUGCCAAUUUGUGCUGCUGCAAUAAGAGAUGAGGUGGUUAAACGUCAAAAGAGACUGAAAGCACAGAACGAUGGACAAUAGAAUAAUUGACUUUGUCACUUUGUUGUCUGCAUGGCUGAUCAUAUCAUGUAUGGGUUUAUAGCAGUCUAUAUAUCUUCUUGUUUGUAAUGCUUUAUGCAUCCUGCUAUUUGUAUUUAAGCACUUUUAUGCUUAAAACGCGGUCUAAUAUUUUACACCAAAUUUUGAAAUAACUACAUGGUAUGAACAGCUGUUUAUAUCCUGGACAUUAUGGGCGGAGCUGUUGUAGCCAUGGUAUAUCUGGUUUGUUUGCAACAUGUUACUGAA